AUGGGGAUUAGAUCUAAUUGGUCCGAUGCCAGAGGGCAAGGGUCAGGUCAAAUAUGCUGUAGUUGCGUAGACUACUUCACCAAAUGGGUAGAAGCCAAAGCCUUAGCGACAAUAACGGCAGCCAGAAUCGAAGAUUUCGUCUGGACGAACAUUUGUUGCCGAUUCGGCAUCCCCUACGCCAUCGUCACGGAUAACGGCAGGCAGUUUGAUUCGGAAGUCUUUAGAGAAUUCUGCACCCGACUCAAGAUCAACCUGUUCUUUGCUUCGCCAGCUCACCCCCAAUCGAACGGACAGGUCGAAGCCAUGAAUAAAAUUGUCAAGAAGCUAUUGAAACGGCAGCUUGACAAAGCCAAAGGAGCCUGGCCGGAAAAGCUUCCAGAGGCGUUAUGGGCCAUCCGGACAUCCUACCGAACGGCAACUGGGGAAACACCAUUCUCCAUGGCUUUCGGCUCGAAGGCGGUAGUCCCAGUAGAAAUCGGAGAGCCUUCCUACCGAACGGAAACUUUCACACCGAAAGCGAAUGAGGAAGCGCUCGCCUUGAGCCUCGACCUGCUCGAAGAACGCCGAGCACAAGCCAACCUUCGGAACGAAGCUUACAAGCAACGCGUCUCUCGGUACUAUGACUCCAGGGUCAGAUCCCGCUCUUUCCGAAUCGGAGAUUGGGUCAUGCGGAAAGUCUCUUUGGCAACCAAGAAUCCCACGGAAGGAACCCUCGGACCUUCCUGGGAGGGACCCUACGAAAUCAUCGGUAUCCAGCGAUCGGGGACUUAUCGACUCAGAGACUCCAACGGAAAGACCCUCGGUCAUCCUUGGAAUGUAGAGCAUUUGAAGUACUAUUUUAAAUGA
Molecule: messenger RNA, 846 nt
Organism: Prunus armeniaca (apricot)
Lineage: Eukaryota; Viridiplantae; Streptophyta; Magnoliopsida; Rosales; Rosaceae
Source: the annotation of a GenBank genome assembly